AUGCCCAGGUUGGUACCUCAUGACCAGGUUGGUACCUCAUGCCCAGGUUGGUACCUCAGGUUGCCAGAUUGGCACCUCAUGGCCAGAUUAGCACCUCAUACCCAGGUUGGCACCUCAUGGCCAGAUUGGCACCUCAUGCCCAGAUUUUCUUUUCUUCGUGAACCCGUGAGAUUUUCUUUUCUUCGUGAACCCGUGAGAUUUUCUUUCCUCGUGACUCCAUUUUCUUUCCUCUUGAACCCGUCAGAUUUUCUCUCCUCGGGAACUUAUCUAAUUUUCUUUUCGUCUUUUCUUCGUGAACCCGUGAAAUUUUCUCUCCUCGUGACCUUAUCUAGUUUUCUUUUCCUCGUGAACCCGUCUUUAAUUUUUUUAAGUUACAUUUUCUUUUCUUUCUUUUUCCUUUGUUUCUUUUUUCUUAUUUUUUACUUUUAUUUUCUUUUUCUUAUUUGUCCUUUUAACUUUUUCAUUUUUUUUUCCCCUUUUUUUUUUCUUCUCUCCAUUGAUGGUGUUGUUCCCAUUUAUCUAUCUAUCUAUCUAUCUAAUUCUCUCUCUUUCCUAGUCUGUUCACAUAUCUAUCUAUCUAUCUAUCUAUCUAUCUAUCUAUCUAUCUAUCUAAGCCUCUUCAUAUCUAUCUAUUUUAGCCUUUUCACAUCUAUCUAUCUAUCUAUCUAUCUAUCUAUCUAUCUAAGCCUUCUGUUCGCAUCUAUCUAUCUAUCUAUCUAUCUAUCUAUCUAUCUAAGCCUAAUCCACUAUCUAUCUAUCUAUCUAUCUAUCUAUCUAUCUGUCAGUCUGGAAAUAACUCUCAAAAGAACUAUCUUCUGA
Messenger RNA from Acanthosepion pharaonis, 819 nucleotides. The record is from the annotation of a GenBank genome assembly. NCBI's taxonomy places the organism in Eukaryota, Metazoa, Mollusca, Cephalopoda, Sepiida, Sepiidae.